UUUGUUCCAGUCCAAUAUGGCGGUGUAUGUUAACUUAGUCCGGAGAGCUGUUGGCCAAAUCACGGGUCACGGUGGGGUGAAGGGAUUAUUCCUGCAGUUCUUCAGGGUAAACGAUGUGAAAACAGGAGCUCUGGUCGGCGUCGACAAAUACGGCAACAAGUACUACGAAGACAAGAUGUAUUUCUUUGGCCGUCACCGAUGGGUCGUUUACACCACAGAGAUGAACGGCAAGAGAACGAUGUGGGACGUCGACGGCAGCAUGGUGCCUGCAGAAUGGCACCGGUGGCUGCACUGCAUGACUGAUGACCCUCCCACAACACAUCCUCCAGAGCCCAAGAAGUUUUUGGCGGAAAUCCACCAGAUCAACGUGAGCGGAACCUCUGCGUGCUACGUCCCGUAUUCCACCACUCCGAAGAAAAUCCACGAGUGGGUACCACCCAAAGUUGGACAGCAGUGACUCCAAGUUCAGUACAACACAUCGUUAUCUGUCUGAAUCUUGUGUAAAUUAUAGAUGGGAUUUAUAACUGUAAAUGAUUAAAUCUUUAAAAAAAAACC
This is a messenger RNA of Neoarius graeffei (lesser salmon catfish), 555 nucleotides long. RefSeq names its product NADH:ubiquinone oxidoreductase subunit A12 (gene ndufa12). The coding region runs from base 17 to 457 and encodes 146 amino acids. Gene Ontology annotation, cellular component: membrane. The record is from RefSeq and is a predicted model, not a curated record. Gene Ontology annotation, biological process: mitochondrial respiratory chain complex I assembly; response to oxidative stress. Lineage: Eukaryota; Metazoa; Chordata; Actinopteri; Siluriformes; Ariidae. The transcript has 4 exons.